Molecule: messenger RNA, 946 nt
Organism: Zophobas morio
Lineage: Eukaryota; Metazoa; Arthropoda; Insecta; Coleoptera; Tenebrionidae
Gene: veli
Product: protein lin-7 homolog C
Exons: 3
Coding region: 85-678 (197 amino acids)
Biological process (GO): neurotransmitter secretion; maintenance of epithelial cell apical/basal polarity; protein localization to basolateral plasma membrane
Cellular component (GO): basolateral plasma membrane; cell-cell junction; synapse
Molecular function (GO): protein binding
Source: RefSeq, a predicted model, not a curated record
UCUGUCAACAGUGUCAACCAACUGCUCUGUCAGUUUGCUGUCAAAGUUACGUUUAGGGUGCCCUAGUUUUAGAAAGCCUCAAAAAUGGCUCAAAUCGGCGAACCCCUGACCCUCCACAGGGACAUCAAACGUUCCAUUGAACUUUUGGAAAAACUUCAAAAAAGCGGCGAAGUUCCUGCCACAAAGCUCGCAGCGUUACAAAAAGUCCUGCAGAGCGACUUUCUGAACGCAGUACGGGAGGUGUACGAACAUGUGUAUGAAACUGUUGAUAUUCAGGGUUCGCAAGAUGUCAGAGCAUCGGCGACUGCUAAAGCCACAGUGGCGGCAUUUGCGGCCAGCGAGGGGCACGCGCACCCUCGUGUGGUCGAAUUGCCUAAAACUGAAGAAGGGCUAGGUUUUAACGUGAUGGGGGGCAAAGAACAGAACUCGCCAAUUUACAUUUCAAGAAUUAUUCCUGGGGGUGUGGCAGAUCGACAUGGAGGACUCAAACGGGGUGAUCAGCUUUUAAGCGUGAAUGGUGUGUCUGUUGAAGGAGAAAAUCAUGAAAAAGCGGUCGAAUUGUUGAAGCAGGCGCAUGGAUCUGUCAAGUUGGUUGUUAGAUAUACUCCUAAGGUUUUGGAGGAGAUGGAGUUGCGGUUUGAUAAACAACGGGCAAGGAGGAGGCAGCAGUAUAAUUGAAUUGAUUUUACUCUAUAGUAGGUGUGCUGCUGAUACUCGAAGAUUAUAAAGAUUUGGUCUGUUAUUUAUCAUGUAUGUGUAAUAUAUAUAGUGACAAUUUAUGGGACUGCAAUCAGAUUAUUGUUGUACGGAAAGUAUUAUUAAUCUAGGAUCUGCUUUUUAUUCAUAAGUUAAUUUAUAUUACAUUCUAAGAAUAAAAUAAGUAUGUAGGAGGUGUAUAAAUUAAUGAAGUUAGGUUCCUGUAAUAAAGUUGACUUUAAGAUACGGA